Messenger RNA from Paraglomus occultum, 273 nucleotides. The record is from the annotation of a GenBank genome assembly. NCBI's taxonomy places the organism in Eukaryota, Fungi, Glomeromycota, Glomeromycetes, Paraglomerales, Paraglomeraceae.
AUGUCUAGCCCUGUUCAAACAUGGGCCAAAGUAGUUGAGCAGUCUUCUACUGCUCCUACAGAUAAUAAAAACCUACUGUUCGCCCACUCGGAGUGUUCAGUUUCCCUCUCAAAAUAUCUCCCUGCUGUAAAGACUCCUGCCCCCUCAGGCAAAUACCCUGUCUUUUUUAACCUAGCUUCCACUCAAGCAUCUCAUGAAGAGAUUGCUGCUGCACUGCCUCCAGGAAUCCUUGGGGUUCACUGGAGGGCAGAUAUGAACAUCCUGGAGGUGGAU